Messenger RNA from Cavenderia fasciculata, 420 nucleotides. Its product is annotated as calcium-binding protein. Bases 1 to 420 code for a protein of 139 amino acids. NCBI's taxonomy places the organism in Eukaryota, Evosea, Eumycetozoa, Acytosteliales, Cavenderiaceae. The transcript has 2 exons. Gene Ontology annotation, molecular function: calcium ion binding. Gene Ontology annotation, cellular component: cytoplasm. The record is from RefSeq and is a predicted model, not a curated record.
AUGGAUCAAUUGACAGAAGACCAAAGAAGUGAAUUCAAUACAUGUUUUCAACAAUUUGAUAAAGACAAUGAUGGUAGAUUAGGUCCAAAAGAAGCUGUUAUGGCACUUAAAGCAUUGGGUGUAAAUGUACCAGAAAGUGAGGUUGGUGCAGGUGUUGAUGUCAAUGGCUUCUUGGGUGUUGUCGUUAGAAAGCUUCAAAUCACUGACCCAGAGGAUGAGUUGAAGCGUGCUUUCAACUGCUUUGACACUGAAGGCAAUGGUCACAUUUCUUGUGCUCAUUUGAAACAAAUUCUUAUGCAACUUGGUGAUGUAUUGAAUCAUCAAGAAGCUGAUGAUCUCAUCAGAGAAAUAGAUACCGAUCACGAUGGUUACGUCACCUCUAAUGAUGCAACUAAACUUAUCCUUUCUAAAUUGGCUUAA